Molecule: messenger RNA, 7831 nt
Organism: Myodes glareolus (Bank vole)
Lineage: Eukaryota; Metazoa; Chordata; Mammalia; Rodentia; Cricetidae
Gene: Plcb2
Product: phospholipase C beta 2
Biological process (GO): G protein-coupled receptor signaling pathway; release of sequestered calcium ion into cytosol; lipid catabolic process
Cellular component (GO): cytoplasm
Molecular function (GO): phosphatidylinositol-4,5-bisphosphate phospholipase C activity; calcium ion binding
Source: RefSeq, a predicted model, not a curated record
GGCAGAGGGUGGGGAGGGACUCCCAGGAGAGGAGCCCAGCCCCCUGGGCAGAAGAAGCUAUAGCAGCCCCCUAUUUCAGACAGAGGAGGAGGCUCAUUUACAAGGCAGAUCGACCAGAUCCCUGCCUGAGGCUCUGAGUCCUGCAUCCAGCCACUGCCACCCUGCAGGCUAUAAGAGCAUGCUGACUUCCGGACCAGCGCUGGGCGGGUGCCAUGUGAGCCCAGUCUAGCUUCCCCUCCUGUUCACCCUCCUUCCUUCCCUCCUGUCUGCUGGUAUUUGCCCAACCUCUCCAAAGAGGGACACUGGACAUGUCACAGCUCAACCCUGUCCUGUUACCCCCUGUCGUGAAGGCAUAUCUGACCCAAGGAGAGCGCUUCAUCAAAUGGGACGAUGAAACUUCAAUUGCCUCCCCAGUUAUCCUCCGUGUGGAUCCCAAGGGCUAUUACUUAUACUGGACAUAUCAGAGUAAGGAGAUGGAGUUCCUGGAUAUCACGAGCAUCCGAGACACUCGCUUUGGCAAGUUUGCCAAGAUACCCAAGAGCCAGAAACUCCGGGAGGUCUUCAACAUGGACUUCCCAGACAACCACUUCCUGCUGAAAGCGCUCACAGUGGUGUCGGGCCCUGACAUGGUGGACCUCACCUUCCACAACUUUGUCUCUUACAAGGAGAACGUGGGCAAGGACUGGGCUGAGGAUGUACUGACUCUCACCAAACAUCCGAUGACAGCCAACGCUCCCCGAAGCACCUUCCUAGACAAAAUCCUGGUGAAGCUUAAAAUGCAGCUCAAUCCUGAAGGAAAGAUUCCCGUGAAGAAUUUUUUCCAGAUGUUUCCUGCUGACCGCAAACGCGUAGAAGCUGCCCUCAGUGCUUGUCACCUUGCAAAGGGCAAGAAUGACACUAUCAAUCCUGAGGACUUCCCAGAGUCUGUAUACAAGAGCUUUCUCAUGAGUCUCUGUCCUCGGCCAGAAAUUGACGAGAUCUUCACUUCUUACCACGCUAAAGCUAAACCCUACAUGACCAAGGAGCACCUGACCAAAUUCAUCAAUCAGAAGCAGCGAGACUCUCGCCUCAACUCCUUGCUCUUCCCACCGGCCCGGCCAGAGCAGGUGCAGGCCCUCAUCGACAAGUACGAACCCAGCGGCAUCAAUGUGCAGAGGGGCCAGCUGUCGCCAGAGGGCAUGGUCUGGUUUCUCUGUGGCCCAGAGAACAGCAUCCUAGACCACAAUGUGCUGCGGCUCCACCAGGACAUGACACAGCCUCUGAAUCACUACUUCAUCAACUCCUCCCACAACACCUACCUGACAGCUGGCCAGUUUUCAGGCCUCUCCUCGGCUGAGAUGUACCGCCAGGUGCUGCUGUCUGGCUGCCGCUGUGUAGAAUUAGACUGUUGGAAGGGAAAGCCCCCUGACGAGGAGCCCAUCAUCACCCAUGGCUUCACCAUGACCACAGAUAUCUUGUUCAAGGAAGCAAUCGAGGCCAUCGCAGAAAGUGCCUUUAAGACCUCCCCCUAUCCUGUCAUCUUGUCAUUUGAAAACCAUGUGGACUCACCCCGCCAACAGGCUAAGAUGGCAGAGUACUGCAGGACCAUGUUCGGAGACACCCUACUCACGGAACCCCUGGAAAAAUUUCCUCUGAAACCUGGAGUCCCUCUGCCCAGCCCUGAGGACCUCCGGGGCAAGAUUCUCAUUAAGAAUAAGAAGAACCAGUUUUCUGGUCCAGCAUCCCCCAGCUGCCCUGAUGAGCAGAAGCCUGGUGGGGAGCCUGAGAGCAACAGUCCCUCUGGUGUCCCCUUAGAGGACGACACAGUGUGGACCGGUGAGGACCGGACUGAGGCAAAGGAAGUGGUGGACGAGGAGGAAGAGGAAGAGUCAGGAAGCCUGGACGAAGAAGAGAUAAAGAAGAUGCAGUCGGAUGAGGGCACAGCAGGCUUGGAGGUGACCGCUUAUGAGGAAAUGUCCAGUCUUGUCAAUUACAUCCAGCCCACCAAGUUCAUCUCCUUUGAGUUCUCCUCACAGAAGAACAGAAGUUAUGUCAUCUCUUCCUUCACGGAGCUCAAGGCCUAUGAGCUGCUCUCGAAGGCCUCGAUGCAGUUUGUGGACUACAAUAAACGCCAGAUGAGCCGAGUGUACCCAAAGGGCACACGCAUGGACUCUUCCAACUACAUGCCCCAGAUGUUCUGGAAUGCUGGGUGCCAGAUGGUUGCCCUCAAUUUCCAAACAAUGGACCUGCCAAUGCAGCAGAACAUGGCACUGUUUGAGUUCAACGGGCAGAGUGGAUACCUCCUAAAGCAUGAAUUCAUGCGCAGGCUGGACAAGCAGUUCAACCCCUUCUCAGUGGACAGCAUCGAUGUGGUGGUAGCCACCACCCUUUCCAUUACGGUGAUCUCUGGGCAGUUCCUGUCAGAGCGCAGCGUUCGUACCUAUGUGGAAGUGGAAAUAUUUGGCCUCCCAGGGGACCCCAAGAGGCGCUAUCGCACCAAGCUGUCACCUACUACUAACUCCAUCAAUCCAGUCUGGAAAGAGGAGCCCUUUGUCUUUGAGAAGAUCUUGUUACCUGAACUGGCUUCCCUCAGGAUAGCUGUGAUGGAAGAAGGGAACAGAUUUCUCGGACACCGAAUCAUUCCCAUCAAUGCCUUGCGUUCUGGGUACCACCACUUGUGCCUGCGCAGUGAGAGCAACAUGCCUCUUACCAUGCCUGCCCUCUUUGUCUUCCUGGAGAUGAAGGAUUAUGUGCCCGACACAUGGGCAGAUCUUACUGUGGCUCUCGCCAACCCCAUCAAGUACUUCAAUGCCCAAGAUAAGAAGUCUAUGAAGCUCAAGGAGGUGACAGGAAGUCUGCCUGAGAAGCCCUUCUCAUCCGUGAUUCCUGUUGCCAGACAGUCCAACGGGGCUUCAGUCCCGGCCAGCAACAGGUCGACAGCACCUGGGGCCAAGGCCAAGGAGGAAGCUACCAAAGAAGUGGCAGAGCCACAGACAGCCAGCUUGGAGGAGCUGCAGGAACUAAAGGGUGUGGUGAAGUUGCAGCGGAGACACGAGAAGGAGCUUCGAGAGUUGGAGCAGCGUGGAGCUCGGCGCUGGGAGGAGCUGCUGCAGCGUGGCACCGCACAGCUGGCAGAACUCAGUGCUCCAGGCGCUGCCUGCAAGAUCCGCCCGGGCAAGGGCUCCCGCAAGAAGAGGAUCUUGCCUUGUGAGGAGACUGUUGUGGUGGCGCCUAGCGAGCUUCCCGAGGGUGCGGACCCGCGCGUGCAGGAACUGAGGGACAGGUUGGAGCAGGAGCUGCAGCAGCUGGGCGAGGAGCAGUACCGCUCUGUCCUCAAGUGCAAGGAGCAGCACGUGACCGAGCAAAUCACCAAGAUGAUGGAGUUGGCCAGAGAGAAACAGGCUGCUGAACUCAAGACCUUCAAGGAGUUCUCAGAAACUGACACCAAAGAGAUAAGGAAAAAACUGGAGGUCAAGAGGCUGGAACGGAUCCAGGCCAUGACCAAAGUCACCACAGACAAGGCAGCCCAAGAGAGGCUCAAGAGAGAGAUCAACAACUCCCAUGUCCAGGAAGUGGUACGGGCUGUCAAGCAGAUGACAGAGACCCUGGAGCGGCACCAGGAGAAGCUGGAAGGGAAGCAGACGGCCUGCCUGGAGCAGAUCCGGGAGCUGGAAAAGCAGUUCCAGGAAAAGGCGCUGGCCGAGUACGAGGCCAGGAUGAAGGGCCUGGAGACUGAAGUAAAGGAAUCAGUGAGGGCCUGCUUCAAGGCCUGCUUCCCCUCUGAAACAGAGCACCAGCCUCAGAGGGCCUGUGAGGCCUCCAAGGAGUUGUGUCCACAGGAACCACUCACGAACAAAGCAGACACCCAGGAGAGCCGCCUCUGAUGCCACCUCCUCACUCAGACAUUUUAGCAAGGAGAUCCACACCCUUCUCUGAAGCAUGGUUCUAUUCCCUUGAAGAAAAGGACCCUAAUUAAUACUCGGGGGCCAUGGGAGCAUGUGGCUCUCUUGGAUGCUGCAGCCCCCUUCUCAUCCAGAUGAAAGCAGGAAGAACAGAUCAUCAGGACAAGGAGCGCACUUGGAACCCAAGUCUUUUUCUAAGUUGGCUUCCUCUGUCCAUCCCACUGAUAGUGCUAUGUACUUAUUGAAGGCAAAGGAGUAUGAACCAAGAGAGAAGAAAUUGGGUUCUGGUCUCCCCUCUGCCUUUCCUAGUGUGCAGCCAAUCACUCCCCACUUGGGGCUCAUUUUCCUUUCCUGGAGGCUUGGCCUUACUCCCUAGAACCUUUACUCUUGGGCCUGUGGCUCCAGCAGAAUCCAAUCCAAGCCUCCUGGCUUGAUGUAGCACCCUACACAGGCUUCUAGGCCACAUCUCGGGCCUGCCCUGAGUACAGAGUGUUGUCAGCUGCUUAAGGCAGAGCCUGGCGCUGCCUCGAAGCUCUCUGGGGGUGGCUACUUCCAGGGUGGCGGCAAAAGCCCCUGCUCACACUUCCUGCCUGUGACAGGUGGCUGCAUGGAGAAGUCUCCUCAGCUGCUCAAACCCUGGAGUGGCGAAGGAGACUCUAGCUUCUCGGGUGCUCUCUCUCCCACCUCUGAUCCUGGAUCCACCAUUUUUUCUGGGUCUUGGUCUGGCACUUCCAUUCCUGCACCCCACCACUAUCAGGUGGAUUGCUUGAGGGGUUCAUCAUCAUUUCCUUUCCUGGAUUUAUGCAGUUUAUUUAUUUUUCUCCUUCCUCUGCCUACCAAAGACCCCUAACCUGAAACUUCCUGCCUUAGGCUGGCCUCUGUUCUCCCUUAGGAAAAGUCGGCAGGGGAGUGGAAGGCCUUUGAAAUGAAGCUGCUUGAAAGGGAAUGGGGGUGGAUCCCUUGGGAACCUUCUAGGACCCUGUAAAAUGGCCUUGCCUCUGGCUUUAUACAGGAGUUGCUUCCCUAUCUGCUGGCCCUGCUGUCAGAACCACUGGAGGAUGAUGUCAUUUCCCCCUUCUCUGCUCUCACACAGAUGUGGCCCUUCCUUGUCUUUACUCUCAGGGCCGGAACAGAAGACACCAGGACAUAAGUACAAAAGUACAAAAGUGCAUCUCAUCCUCUUGGUCACCCCAAGCCAUUAGGUUGUCUGGGCCUCUUUAGGAAGAGUGAACACAUGCUCACAGCGGGGAAUCUGCUGGUGCUGUGGCUGACUCCAGCUCUUGCUGAAGGCAGGGCUUGUGGCCACCAUUCACAAUACCUACAGCUCCAUCCCAAAUCCCAGAUGGGACUGGUAGGGUGGGGUGAUUCUGGGAAGAGGUUGUUUUCUUAUCAGAGAGUUACAACAGACGUCAUUAACUGUGAGCACCUGUGCCUUUGGAAAAUGAACAGGGACAUCCUCCCCCAUCCCUCUCAGGGCCCGACCUCAGGGGUCCCUACCAGUCCCUGACUACAGGGCAAAGUUAAAGCCUGUUCAUUUAUACAGCUAAAGCUUGGCAUUUGCCAGCCAGCUUCCCUGUCAUAGCCAUAUUGUAUACCACCAGGGUGGGGCAUCUACACCCCAGAGCAAUGCCCUGACCUCAACUCAUUGCCAGAAGUCUGAUUUUUUUUCCCUUUCUUCCGACCUCCUGGGGUUAGAACUCUGUGGGGGUGAGGAUCCAGACUGAGGGGACCUCAGUGACCCAGGUCCGUGGCCAUCCAUCACAGCCAGCAUAGCCCACGGGCAACAGCCAUAGUCAGUACCCAUGAAACCACAGGACAAGGAAGAGCCGCCUUCAGUUCUUCUCUUGCCAGGCCAGGACUGAACUGAGCAGCCCAGGAAUGGGAAGGGGGUAUAUUCCUGCCUUCUGAAACAUCCUCUGAAUGACUCCUCAAGCAAUCUGGAUACCCACUUGUCUGCUUUCAGUCUGAUGCCAAAAGGACUGCUUUCCCCCGGGACUGUCUCGAGGACCUGGGGAGAAGUUAUUCUCUGACCACGGGGAACAUGCAGAGGAAGAGUUGAUGCUCUCCCUUGAGCACUGGGUGCUGGGCAGGUGAAAGCCACCUGGGGUCCAUCCCUGUUGUACCAUAGGGCCAGGGCCGGGUUCCCUCUUCAUCAUGAUUUCCAUUUACCUUCUGCAUGGAGAAGGGUCCUCACCCUUUAGCAGUCCCAUGGCUGACUCAGUACCAGAUCCUCUGCUGACUCACCCCACCCCCUUCACCACCCCCCCCCCAGCUCUCCGCAGCUCCCAGGCACGUGCCACUAGGCUCAACCCUGAGGACUAGCUAGUGCAAUGUGACAGGGUGAGGGGGCUGGUGACACUUGAGGAGGAAAGGAGGGGACAGGGAGGGGCAGUUACAGACAGACAGACUUGCAGACUGAGGCACCUCUGGGAGGAAGCCCUUUUGCCAGCCUGGGGCCUGCAGGAGAAGCUGGGCAGGUGGGAGGGGAGGAGUGUGAAGUGCCUGCCUGCCCCCUGCCAGCUCUAUUCCUUCUCCUGUCAGCCUUCAGCUCCCUAAGCGACAGCUUCUAAUUCCGGCUGUCGGUGCCUCUGUGCUCCAGUGAAGUCUCAGCUUUGCGGUGGCUGUUCUGUUCAGAACACAGUGAGCCUAGGGAAGAAAGUCAGAGCAGGGGCUGUGGGGCCUGAGGCCUGGGAUCCCUGCUCUCUGGGAAGUCAGCACAGUCAGAGCGAGGCUCUGAGGGGACUAGAUGGACUAACCCCCGCGCCCCCCCCCCACACACACACGCCACAGGCGACAGAGCCAUAAACAAAGCUGAGCUAGUCCACUGGGAGGAAGGACUUGGCCAACGCCCUCAUCUGGGUUUUCGCCGCUUUUCUCCUCCUAGUAAUACACAGCCUAACCUUUCUCUCUGAGGCGGACAGAAGGGAAGAAAGUGUUUUCUUCCAUGACACAGACAGGGGAAACUGAGUCCGAAAGGGAUUAAAAAGCCUUUCUUCUGCUGGGUAAAGAGGGAGGAUGUCCCUGUUCCCUUUCUGAGUGGAGAACAUCACCUGGUCGUAGAUGGGGCUGACUACCCUCUACCCCGCGGCUGAUGUUGUGCUGUCUGGAACACUGACUCCCGGGUCUUGAGUGGAGUGAGCUGAGCUCUUAGUCUCCACUUCCUCUUACAGAUGAGGAUCUGCAGGCCCGGAGGGACACACUGCUAGUACAGUGUGGACACACUAGCUAGUACAGGAGAGACCUAGCUCUCCUGCCAAGAAGUGCGUGGGGGCUCACUUCACAGGUGUGCAGUUCGCACAUGCUCCCCAAAGGAGAGUGUGAGUCCCUGCUCUAUGAUCUAGCCCAUGGUGGGCAUCCCUGGAGUUGGGAGCUCUGGAAAGCACAGGAGCACAGGGGCUGGGGGAGGGGGGCUUCUAUCCUUUCUCCAGCAGCACGAGCCCUCCUUAGAAUCCUGUGCCUUGGGAGUCUCCUACAAAGCAUAUUCCCGCCCUGCCCAAGCUGGGGACCCCUCAAUCCUUCACUGAGUCUCUUGUCCCUUACAGCUUAGGACCCCUGAACACAACCCUCAGCACUGUUCUCUGUGGUUCUCCCUGUCUGGUGCCCUUGUCUCAGUAACCCCUCUGUUUGGACUGUCUUCUUACUACUUAGCAGUCCAACAUCACUCGUCCUUGAAGGACCACCAACCACCUCAGUUGCUGUCUUCAGAAGACCCCCCCAUCCCUCUUUUUCCCAUCAUCCUAUCCUUCCGCUGGCUGCCUGAGUUUUGUAUUUGGCAGAUGUAGUCAAUCCUUGGGUGACACCCUCUCCUUGUCAUAUCCUGGGGUUUGUCUUCCUGACUGAGAAUGCGAAUCUCAUUCAUUCAGGAUCCAGUUUGUGCAUUUGUACUUCCUGUUGCUGGGAACACAACAAUGGGCUCAUGACAUCUAUAAAUUCAGUAGUUGAUUGAGUAA